Myotis davidii is the source of this 558-nucleotide messenger RNA. It is a transcript of the gene NDUFAF3, whose product is annotated as NADH:ubiquinone oxidoreductase complex assembly factor 3. The transcript is spliced from 4 exons. Gene Ontology annotation, biological process: mitochondrial respiratory chain complex I assembly. Gene Ontology annotation, cellular component: mitochondrial inner membrane. Lineage: Eukaryota; Metazoa; Chordata; Mammalia; Chiroptera; Vespertilionidae. The annotation marks the transcript as partial. The record is from RefSeq and is a predicted model, not a curated record.
GACGAGCUGUACCAGAGGACGCACAUCACCGUGCUGCAGCGCGAGGCCCCGCACGCCGCCUACAUCGACAGCUACAGCCCCCGCGGCUUCGUGGUCAACGGGAACCGCGUGUUCGGGCCCUGCGCGCUGCUCCCGCACUCGGUGCUGCAGUGGAACGUCGGAUCCCACGUGGACAUCACGGAAGAAAGCCUCUCUCUCUUCUGGAUGUUGGAGCCCCCGAUAGAGAUUGUGGUGGUGGGCACUGGAGACCGCGCCGAGAGGCUGCCGCCGCGGGUGCUGCGCGCCAUGAGGCAGCGGGGCAUCGCCGUGGAGGUGCAGGACACGCCCAAUGCUUGUGCCACUUUCAACUUCCUGUGUCAUGAAGGCCGAGUGACAGGAGCUGCUCUCAUCCCCCCACCUGGCGGGACUGUGCUCGCACCUCUGGCCCACGAUGCCGAGUGAAGCUCCAGGGAGCCCCCUGACCUUCCCAGUGGCGCCUGGCACCCGGAGCGCAGAGCCCCUCCCUACAGCCUGUGACGCAUGUCUGCUUACCCCAAUUAAUAACUUAAUCCACUUGUG